UACAGCGUUUGGAAGUAUGAGGAUGUCGUGAAUUGCUAUUGCAAACCAUUUCUUUACGUUUCUUAAGUCUUGUGAACUUAAAAAUGAUUGACUGUUAUUGCUUUAUCAGAAUGUGCUAGCUGCUUGUGUGUAUAUUUAUUUUCUUUCGUAAUGCCCACUCGAGUCCUUGGAGUGGGCGUUGGGUUGUUUAUCGUUAUAUUGCUGUGGGUGACGGCUGCUAUUCUGUGCUGUAUCUCUCUUCGGACGCAAAAGUAUAUAGGCGUAGCAGCGAUCAUUUUGGCCACUAUCGUUUCUUUAAUUUUAAUUUGUAUACCACGCGAGAGUGAGAACGAAGCGAUAUUUGAAACAGAAGGUCUUGUCAAGAUUUACGAUACUCUGUUCGUGUGGCGAGUCACGCUGGUAAUUCUGUUGGGCCUGUCAUCAGUUGCAGCGUUUCUCUCAUUCUUGUUCUUGUAUCUCAUGGAACCCAGAAGCGCCAAGGCGCUGGCACACUGGAACCGGUAACUUAACCGUCCGUCGACGUGUGUGCGUGUUUCCCGCAACCGUCCAGACGCCUAGGUGCGGUUGCAGAUGGCGGUUCGCGCGAUGCUGCUGGGUUCUUCAGCGCGGAUGCUGCGGCCAGCGAUCAAGGCCCUCGGGGGUUGCGCGGCCGAGAAGUUUUCCUGCUCGCCGGCCGGGAGGAAGGUGUACCAGGUGAAAGGCCCCGUGGACUUCGAGGCGAAGGUCCUGAACAGUGCCGCCCCGGUGAUUGUGAACUUCCACGCCGACUGGUGCGACCCGUGCAAGAUCCUGUCGUCGAAGUUGGAGGAACUGGUCCGGGCGCAAGACAACGUGGACCUUGCCGUGGUGGACGUGGAGAAGAACCCCGAGCUGGUGCACACGUUUGAGGUGAAGGCUGUGCCAGCCGUGCUCGCGAUGAGGAACGGCUUUGUCGUCGAUAAGUUCAUUGGCCUCAUGGACGCCGAAACAAUAGAGUCGCUCAUACAUAAACUUGUCAACAAACUAGAUACUUAGUUAUGUCUGCACUAUACAUAUAUAUACAUUAUACAUACAUACAUUGUACAUUAUACACAUUUUACAUACUCUCUAAUAUUGGAGUUCAAAGUUGGUUUUUGCCAUUUGAAAAUUAUAUUACAGUACGCAACCCUAUAGUAUUUAUUUUUGGUUUGAAUUUUGUGAAGUUUGAAAAGUAAAUUAUUUACUGUUUUUUUUUUCUUUUUUUUCUUUUCUUCCCAGUUGAAUGCGAUAUUAUGUGAUAGCACUUUUCAAGUCAAUUCGUUUAAAUUGCUUGACUGUUAUAUUAUUUGUGAGGUCUGCUUAGUAUCAGCCUGCCAUGCUGGUUUUAAAUUUAGUAAAUGGAAAUUUUCAGCAUGUUUCUUGGUAACAUUCUGCUCACAGUGGUUGGAAUUCCAUAACUUAAUCAAUAGCACCAAUGUAAGUGUGACACAUUUUUACUUCCAACUAACCUUGUGUAUCACCAUCAUGUGGUCUGAAUCUCACGUGAUUCAUUCGCUGACAUCAUAAAGCAAGAGCACAAAAUUUUUCGUGAAAUGAGUUAAAUAGUAGUGAAAUGUAUAUAUAACUAGAGAAAGUGUGUAGUUAGUUAGUAUGAAUGUGCUAAUACUAUCAUACAUUCAGGUGACUCUUCAUGUGACAAAAGAAUAUCAUAGAGUGAAAAUUGUGUACACAACAUAUAGGUAAUUAAGUAUUUUGAAGCAUAUGAGGCCUCAAUUUUGAGAACGAAUUGGCCAAACAAGUGGAUGGUAGCCAUUUCAUUACUCUUUCAAAAUCAAAUGCAUUGACUUCUGGAACGACAAAUUGUGGGUGGGCAGGCUCGUGCCUUCGUGUAAAUAACGGAAUGUGGUCUUAGUCCAAUGAAGUACGUGCAGAUUUAGGUAAUAAAGAGGUAUCAGCUGACAUCCAUGGUACAGAGACAAUUAUUUGUAACUUCUCAGUGACCUGAAUGGAUAGUGAUAUGUUGAGUUAAAGAGAAGGUUUUAUGGUUAUAAUUAAUAUGUUGGUCACAGACAUGUGUAAUGUAAACUUGGUAUAGUAAUUGAUGUAUUAGUACCAAAGUGAUUUAUAUUUACACCAUUUAUGUUGAAAUGGCAAGCAUCUUUUUCAUUUUUCAUCGGAAAAAUGUCAUAAGUUGCCUGUUUAUGUGUUAAUUGGAAAGGUUUUUUCCUUGAGACAGGUUACAAGGGUUGAUUGACCAUUUAAAAACUGCAUGGCAUGAGAUGGUUCUACUUCUAAGACUGCCACUUUGUUGUGGAAAUUGUUAUUUAGCUUAGACAAAAAGUGUGCCAUACCACUUGUGUUGCUUUAUUAAGAAACAAGUUUCACAUCUGUAAAGUAAGGCAGUGGUAUCUUGACCAUUUAAAAAAUGCAUGGCAUGAGAUGGUUCUACUUCUAAGACUGCCACUGUGUUGUGGAAAUUGUUAUUUAGCUGAGACAAAAAGUGUGCCAUACCACUUGUGUUGCUUUAUUAAGGAACAAGUUUCACAUCUGUAAAGUAAGGCAGUGGUAUCUUACAUGGCUCGAACACUUCCUUCAGAUAGUUUUUCACCAGUACUUAAGAAUUGUUGAUAAAAAAAAUGGGAAGGGAGGGGGAAGGAGAAAUUCCACUGAGUGACAGGUUUUUUUGAAAUAGUCUGGUUAUCGUAGAUUAUGUAAAAAUUUAAUAAAAAUUUAAUUAAGAUAACUGUGGCAAAGGUUUAAGUAAGGAUUUACAUCUCACAGCUAUGCAUAGAGACUUAAGGUGACCAUACCAUAGUAGUUAUAGCUGACUCUUAGGUACUGCUCAGUGCUCAUAAAUAUUUGAUUAAUACAGGGGUUCGGAUGUUGGGAUCGUACCUGAAAGCCUCACCACAAGUGAGAAGCAUUAGCAAUCACAGCCAGUGAGGAUCUGCUGCAGUAUCUGACUUGUUUUCCAGCAAAAAUGUUAACUCUUGUGUGAUUACUAGAGAUGUGCAGUAAUUGAUGAGGAAGGGAUUUUUUUAAGCUUUACUUUUUCAACAGCAAGGUUAUUUGAGAGAGUUAAGUACACAUGAUGACAGGCCAGGGAUAUUGGGAAGGGAAUCAACCAUGGCCUGUCAUCAGGAACCAUCCUAACAUGGGUUGGUUUUGAGAAACUGUGGCAAACUGAAAUCAGGAAGUUAAGAUUUGGGUUUGAACCCAGGUUCUCUGGAUUGCGAAUCCACUGUUACUACUGGGCUCCAUUCGAAGGAAUGUUAUGGAUGAUUAAAUUUUAUUUUUGCCGGAAAAUUCAAAAAAACCAGUUUCUGUCUGUCAAAAAAUAUCCCAGCAGCAAGAUAUGUAGGCCAAUGGUUCUCAAACUUUUUCGAUUGUGACCCUAAAUGAAACUCAUUCUUAAUGUCUUGCCUGACCUGGAUUUAUCCCCUCCUUACUGUUUGGUAAUAGGUAUUCAAGUGGUUAUAUUAUUGCCUCCCAAGAAUUGCUUAGUUUGGGUCACAAACCUGGGUUUGGGUACCAUUGUGUUGGCUGUACAGUGUACGUUAGUGCUUUAGUGCUCGCAUAUAUCUAUUUAUUUGGAUGUCUCAGUGUAUUAUUUUUUGUUAACUAAUGUGUAAAAAGGGUAGUAAUUUUGUAACAAAGGAUAAAUUUUUGUAUGUUACAAAAUUUUAAGGGAGUUUUAAUAUACAGUUUGUCAUAAUCAUGAGUGUUGGUAACAGAUUUUUGGAAAACUGGGUUAUAUCCCACAGUUCAGGGUGAUACAGCAUGAAAGGCACUGCCUUAAAAAUUGUAGUAAACAAGUUAGUGAGCUUAAAAUUGCUUUAAUUGCAGGGUGAAAAUGUAAAUUCUUUAGCUAUCUAGCACAAAAGUUACGCUUAAAACUUCUGAGAAGAAUACUGCUAUUAGUAUGUAACACUACUAUGUUGCCUUGGGAUUUGCCUGCAUAUAUAAAUUAUUUCUGUUCUGUGGAAUUGAUAAAAUUUAAUAGAUGCAGCAUAUUUUUUUUUACAGGGGCAAAUGAUUCAUUGAUAUUUCUGAGAGAAAAUAGCCUUGUUUACUAAUUUUUUUUCAACAAGGUUGUUUAGAGUAAAAUGGUUUGAAUGUAUUUUCUUGCCAGUUUUCUCAUGAUUGUGUAUAUGUGUGGAAUUGCACUUUAUGUUCAUUAAAGUUUUGGAUGUUGUACUAACAAGCUGUGAAUUUAAGUACUUAAAUAUUAAUUAAUCUUGUGUUUUUGAAUGCUAAUAACAUUUGUACAUAUGUACUUAAAAAUGCCAUAUUUUAAAAUAAAUUUUUAGCACUUGGAA
Messenger RNA from Bacillus rossius redtenbacheri, 4277 nucleotides. Its product is annotated as transmembrane protein 218-like. Lineage: Eukaryota; Metazoa; Arthropoda; Insecta; Phasmatodea; Bacillidae. The transcript is spliced from 2 exons. The record is from RefSeq and is a predicted model, not a curated record. Bases 151 to 504 code for a protein of 117 amino acids.